Messenger RNA from Ostertagia ostertagi, 582 nucleotides. NCBI's taxonomy places the organism in Eukaryota, Metazoa, Nematoda, Chromadorea, Rhabditida, Trichostrongylidae. The record is from the annotation of a GenBank genome assembly.
GGCUGAGAGCGUCAUGGCUCCAACUGGAGCUUUCGAGAGCCAGAAGAACAAGGAGCAUAGAGUGCACAAGGUCGGAGGAAAAGUAACGAAGAUAAAGGAAAAGAGCAAGGUGAAAGGCAACAAUGCGAAGGCUUUCACUUUCAAAUCUGCGGUUGCCGCUGGCAAAGCGAUUAGAAGAGCGGCCGAUAUCAAUGAAAGGAAGAAGCAUAUUUUGUUCAUGGACAGGAAACCUGUCAUCCCUCCUCCAGUCAUCGUGGCUAUUGUUGGCCCCAGUAAAGUUGGAAAGACCACACUCCUUCGAGGCCUCGUGAAAUAUUACCUAAAGAGUGGUUUUGAAGAGUUGAAAGGGCCAGUGACUAUUGUGACAGGGAAGAAACGUAGAGUUCAAUUCAUCGAAGUAAAAAACGACAUCAAUCAUAUGAUUGAUAUAGCGAAAAUAGCUGAUUUGGUAUUGUUGAUGGUUGAUGCAUCGUAUGGUUUUGAAAUGGAAACUUUCGAAUUCCUUAAUAUCUGCCAAGUUCAUGGAAUGCCGCGUGUAUUAGGGAUCAUUAAUCAUUUAGAUUGUUUGAAAGGUAUAGGAAA